AUGGAGACUUGGGCGAUGCGUCUUUCGGUGCAGCGCCGCCUGGGUCUCCCCCUCGACGUGGCCUGCCAGGCCGCGGCGGCGGGCAAGAAGACUCGGAAUGGGAAGACCCACGACGAGUAUGGCGACGCUGCUGUCAACGUACCGCAGCAGGGCCACAACACCAGACACAAGUACACGCUUCGACGCCUCAUCCUCGCCCUACGCGCCGCGUGGGGCACCGCUGUGCGAAUGGAGCCGAAAGCCCACCUCGGUCAGAGUUACAACAAACAACCCGACGUGGACGCGGACAACAUUGGCAAGGACGGCACGCACUAUUGCGGAGACGUCAAGGUCGUCUGUUCCCUCAGCAGCAGCGGGGAGCACGGGUGGUGGGCGGCGACCGCCGCAUACCGUCCUACGGCGGGGAUUAUCGCUACGCCAGGGAAGACAAGGGCGUCGAAAGCGGCGGACGUGCUACAGAACAAGCUGACGCGGGCCCAGUACCUCGAUGAGGUGACUUGGACCACCAAGAGCUGGCUGGGGCUGCAGAAGCAGCGCAUCUCAGUCGUUCUUCACACGGCCAGAGGCCACUUCUUCAGGCUGGGAACCGAGGGGCCCUCACGCCCCCCCGGCAUGUCCACCGGCAAGGAGGCUUCCGUGCCGAGUGACGCGGCGGCCCCGGACAGACUCAACGGCAGCGUCGGCGCCGCUGCCAAGCGGCCGCGCGACAGCGAGGGCGCGGAGCGCUACGGCGGACCUGCUUCAAACCCCAAGGCGGAGGCGCUGAGCGAGAAUCUGGGCUGCGCGCACGCGCAUGGCUGCUGCGAGAGCUCGGAGGCGGAGCUUGCUCGACGAGAGCUGCUCGAGCUCAUCACUGCGCCCGACGCUGACGGCACUUGGAAUAUGACUCGGGCGAGGAUGCGUCAGCACGAGUACUAUUUCAUCGUGCAGCGCAGGCUGGCUCGCCACUACUGUUGGCUGGAGCUCCUCUCCCGCCCGACGUCGAGCCGCUGCUGGGUGUCGGCCGCGCAUCUCCUCACGAGAGAUUUUGACGUUCACGCACUUCUCGCGUGA
This is a messenger RNA of Emiliania huxleyi CCMP1516, 1053 nucleotides long. RefSeq lists its product as hypothetical. The transcript has 8 exons. NCBI's taxonomy places the organism in Eukaryota, Haptophyta, Isochrysidales, Noelaerhabdaceae. The record is from RefSeq and is a predicted model, not a curated record. Bases 1 to 1053 code for a protein of 350 amino acids.